Schistocerca serialis cubense is the source of this 1242-nucleotide messenger RNA. RefSeq names its product protein C10. The record is from RefSeq and is a predicted model, not a curated record. Gene Ontology annotation, biological process: post-embryonic development. The coding region runs from base 288 to 656 and encodes 122 amino acids. Lineage: Eukaryota; Metazoa; Arthropoda; Insecta; Orthoptera; Acrididae. The transcript has 3 exons.
AAAUAAAAGACAUAUGAUGUGCGUCAAAUUUAGAAAUGUCAACGAGAGUGUUAUGGUUGUCAGUAUAUAGGUUUGAUAGUUUUGUAUGUGUAUUCGGGCAGACCUGUGAAGUCAUAAGGUGUGUUUGUUUGUAAUGUGACACUGUGACGUAUGUGUUUUUUUAAUCCGCGACAUUCGACAGAUUUGUAAUUGCGUCGCUCACGAAGUCUGCUGGAUGGACUAAAUAGAAUAUUGUGUUUCCACGUCAAUAACACGAGGAAAUCCUCAACAAGUAUUUUGCGGAGUGUAUGGAAAUAAUAAUGGCCAGUGCUCAGAUAACUAACUCCUUUCAGUUCACAGCGGAGAAAGCCAGAGUUGCACUGUCGAAUGUCUUGGAAGCACUAGAUUCUCCUGAAAAUUCCGUUAAACUUGGAGAAGCGAAAGAUAAUGCCGGAAACGAUAUGUUAAAAAUGAUGCAGUAUGUCUUCCCCAUUGUAUUGCAAAUACAGAUGGAUGUAAUAAAAAAUUAUGGAUUUCAGGAAGGUAGAGAAGGCAUUGUGCAGUUUGUGCAGUUAAUACGAACAUUGGAGAAAGAGGAUCCAGAAGUUGCUCAUCUGCAUGCACAGAUUAGAGCCCAUUACUUGCCUCCAGUGUCCAUCAGCACUGAAUCAUCUUGAGAAUGUCUCUUGGAUUGUGAGGCAACUUUGCCAAAAAGGACAUAUUUGCAGUUUACACAUUCCACUGAGUAUUUGCUUUCCCCAAUUUUUGUGGAGAGUUUAGAACAAUACAAAGUAUUUUAUAACUUGUUUACAGCGCAGACUACCAUGUGUUGAGUGCAGUUGUGCAAUAAUGUGAGAUACAUUGAUUCCCCUUUAUUGAGCAGAUUAUUUAUUACUGACAUGCCAAGUUCAUUUACAACUUUGGUAGUGUUGUUCUUGAAUAUUAAUGGUUUCUAAUAAAAAUAUAAAAUCCUUAAUCUUUCUACCAACUAUUCAUUGUGGUCACCUGUAAAAAGUGAACAGCUAAGCCUUAGGCUGUGCAGAUAAUCAUGCUGCAUGCCAUAUUGAGUGCUGGUUUGUAAUAAUCUAGUUUAGGAACCUCUUAUUAAUGUCUUGUAUUUUGAUUCUUACCCUGUGCUUGAGCUACCUGUGCAAUGUACCCUCACGUUAGUUGAAUAUUUUCAGAAUGGUGACAGUGACUUCUCCUGCUGUUGUUCAGUUUUGUAACUGUCCAGACAAAAUAAAUACAAUAGUUAAAGCUUCA